Xiphophorus couchianus (Monterrey platyfish) is the source of this 2499-nucleotide messenger RNA. RefSeq names its product protocadherin alpha-8-like. Gene Ontology annotation, biological process: homophilic cell-cell adhesion. Bases 136 to 2499 code for a protein of 787 amino acids. Lineage: Eukaryota; Metazoa; Chordata; Actinopteri; Cyprinodontiformes; Poeciliidae. The transcript is spliced from 2 exons. Gene Ontology annotation, molecular function: calcium ion binding. Gene Ontology annotation, cellular component: plasma membrane. The record is from RefSeq and is a predicted model, not a curated record.
UUUUGUUUGCUGUUCCACCACACAGGGCAUUUUUGAUGAAAGAACGAGAGAUGUAGUGUUUCAUGUGGGAGUUUGAUCAAGAAAAAAACAUCGCCAUAAAUAUUACACCUGGAGUGAAUGUGAAGCUGAAUUACGAUGGCAAACUGGAAACGAUCGCGUGGCUAUUUUCGGCGUGUUUUUCUUUUACACCUUCUCCUGAUUUUCGUGAAGCAGACUGCGGCUGAACUGAGGUACUCUGUUCCGGAGGAGGUAAAAGAGGGAACCGUCAUUGGAAAUAUUGCGAAGGAUCUUGGUCUGGAGAAAGCACAUUUAACUGAUCGACGGCUACGAGUUGUUUCCGGGUCAGAAAGCAGACUGUUCGAUAUAAACAUGGAUAACGGUGCUUUGGAGGUUCGUAGGAAAUUUGACAGAGAGGAGCUAUGUCACGGGGAAGGCGUAUGCGUAACGGAGCUAAAAAUUAUUGUGGAAAAUCCCUUAGAGAUGCACUACGUUGCUAUUGAAAUUAAAGAUGUGAAUGAUCACUCCCCAAAUUUUACAAAAACGGAGCAACGUAUUCAAAUAGCUGAGCAUACGUCAAUCGGCACACGUUUUCAGCUGCAAGCGGCCCGUGACCCCGAUGCAGGAGUAAAUUCAAUCCGCUCAUACAGUUUAUCAUCAAAUGACUAUUUUGAUAUAGACCUAAGUCAAAGCGAUGAGGACAAAAUACCAUUUUUAGUGCUAAAGAAGCCUCUAGACCGAGAACAAAGUAAGAAACUUGUAUUGUUUGUUACAGCAAAAGAUGGAGGAAAACCUCCGAGAUCAGGGACACUUAAUGUUUCAGUCACUGUGCUUGAUAUUAACGAUAAUCGUCCAUCCUUCAGCCAGGACGUUUACCAAGUACAGAUAUAUGAAAAUGCUUCAGUAGGAACUAUUGUUACAAGAGUUAAUGCAACAGAUCCAGAUGAGGGAACAAACGGAGAAAUUGAGUACAGCAUUGCUAAAACAUUGGCACCUAAAAUAUACAGCAUAUUUGAAUUGGAAAAGAUAACAGGUCAAAUCAAAUUAAAAGCAGCUUUGGACUUUGAGGAAUCUGAAAUCUACAAAAUUGACAUUGAAGCAUCAGACAAGGGAACGCCUCCUUUAACAGGAAGGUGUAGAGUGGUUGUGAAGAUAAAAGAUGUAAACGAUAACUCACCAAAGAUAGAUGUCACAUCUCUGUCAAAUACAAUAUCAGAAGAUUCAAAACCUGGAACAACAAUUUCUCUAAUAAGUGUAACAGAUAAAGACUCUGGUCUUAAUGGAAAGAUUAUUUCACGUAUACUUAAUGAUGUACCUUUUGAGUUGAAGCCAUCCUAUAAAGAAAACAUGUAUUCACUUGUUACAAAAGAACAUUUAGAUAGAGAGAAGGUUUCUCUUUACGAAAUAUUAAUACAAGCCAGUGAUUGCGGUAAUCCACCUUUAUCUACAGUGAAAACACUCAGUGUUCAGGUUUCUGAUGUGAAUGACAACAGUCCUCGUUUCGCGGAAAGCACAUUGCAGUUUUAUUUACCAGAAAAUAAUGCCGCUGGGGCAACAGUACUUUCUGUAAGCGCGACAGACAUUGAUAUGAACGAAAAUGCAGCUAUUUCCUAUUAUAUUCUGAGAGAAGGGAGAAAAGACGAUGUGACGGCAUUUUUAAAUAUCAACUCAGAAAAUGGACAAAUAGCAGCGCUAAAGAGUUUUGACUUUGAAACUCUGAAAACUUUCCAGUUCCAAGUUGUCGCCACUGAUUCUGGGACUCCGUCACUGAGCAGCAACGUCACAGUGAACGUGUUCAUUCUGGAUCAGAACGACAACGCUCCAGUCAUCCUGUAUCCACUCAGCUCCAAUGGUUCUGCUGAAGGUGUGGAGGAGAUUCCACGCAACGUGAACGCAGGACACUUGGUGACUAAAGUCAGAGCCUAUGACGCUGAUAUAGGAUAUAAUGGCUGGUUGCUUUUUUCACUGCAGGAAGUUACUGACCACAGUCUUUUUGGUUUGGACCGCUACACUGGACAGAUCAGAACACUUCGCUCAUUCACAGAGACAGACGAGGCUGAACAUAAACUGGUCAUAAUGGUCAAAGAUAAUGGCAACGUUUCACUCUCAGCAACAGCUACUGUGAUUGUUAAACUGGUGGAACCAAAAGAAGCUUUUGCAGCUUCUGAUGUUAAAAGUGCAGCAACGGAGAAUGACGAUGAUCAUGUGACUUUUUACCUGAUGAUCACUUUGGGAGCCGUUUCUGUUUUGUUUAUCAUCAGUAUCAUUGUACUGAUUGCUAUGCAGUGCUCCAAAUCCACAGACUAUACUUCUAAAUAUCUGCAAGAGACUAAUUAUGAUGGGACUCUUUGUCACAGCAUCCAGUACAGAUCUGGAGACAAACGCUACAUGUUAGUUGGACCCAGAAUGAGCAUAGGAUCUACUAUAGUACCUGGAAGUCAUGCAAACACACUAGUGCUUCCUGACAGGAGGAGAACAUCUGAAGAGGUGGCGGUAUAUUAA